Mesorhabditis belari is the source of this 846-nucleotide messenger RNA. The record is from the annotation of a GenBank genome assembly. Lineage: Eukaryota; Metazoa; Nematoda; Chromadorea; Rhabditida; Rhabditidae.
AUGCGAGAAGUCGAAGCUGACGAAAUGGCACCACUUGGAGCCGAAUAUGAUUAUCCACCGUUUGGGAAAUUUUUCGAGACGAAGUUACUUCAACCGACGAUCUACUAUUUCCUGCUUUGGCGAGCGUUGGCCUGUCUAGUGCGCAAAUAUCUGUGGAAAGACUAUAGCGGUUUUCGAAAAUACCGUUUAUGCAAUUUGACGAUAUGCUUUUUACACUCAUUCUUCACGGGCAGUGCCGCACUCAUUUUCUUCUUUGCCAGGACAAGGGUUCUAUUUGAAGAGACGAUACACUGGUGGGAUGACUCGUGCGCGCACGUCUUUUUGUGCAGUAUUGGUUAUUUCAUACACGACACGUUGGAUAUGCUUUCAAAUGAAUGGUCAAAAUGGAUGAUUGAGCUUCUCUUCCAUCACACGUUGACCAUCAUCAUUUUUCUCGUCCAACUCACCUCCCAGCGAUUUCAGCCUUACGCCUUUUGGGUGCUGUUGAUGGAAGUGAGUAGCGCUUUCUUGCACGCUCGUUCACUCUUGCAAAUCUCGGGAGUCGGUGACCGCAAUUCGAAGUUCUUUCGAGGAUUUUUAUGGAGCAAUGUUAUUGUGUUCAUCGUCUUUCGUUUCUGUGUUCAAACGUGGCAAAUGUGGUGGAUUCUCGGAAAUGGCGAACGAAUGAUGCACUUUUACUAUUGUGUCGGUUUUUAUGGUGGUAUUGUCUUUUUGACGAUAAACGCUUUCCUCUUCUAUCGCGUUUUGGCGUCCGAUGGAUUUCUGGGUGAAAAGCGGCGCACGGCUAUGCCUAGCAGGGAGAAUCAAACUUUCACGAAAUCAAAUACACAGUUAAAGAAGAAUAAA